Molecule: messenger RNA, 1164 nt
Organism: Peromyscus eremicus (cactus mouse)
Lineage: Eukaryota; Metazoa; Chordata; Mammalia; Rodentia; Cricetidae
Gene: Slc25a30
Product: solute carrier family 25 member 30
Exons: 10
Coding region: 81-956 (291 amino acids)
Biological process (GO): mitochondrial transport
Cellular component (GO): mitochondrial membrane
Source: RefSeq, a predicted model, not a curated record
GGAGGAGGAGGAGCUCCGCCGCUGGGGCAAACCUGUGGGAGGCAAUGUUUGAGUAACUCCAAAGAGACCAGAUAGUGGAAAUGUCAGCCCUCAACUGGAAGCCCUUUGUGUAUGGAGGGCUGGCCUCCAUCACAGCGGAAUGCGGCACAUUUCCAAUUGAUUUAACUAAGACACGGCUCCAGAUUCAAGGCCAGACAAAUGAUGCCAACUUCCGAGAAAUCCGGUACCGAGGGAUGUUGCACGCACUGAUGAGGAUAGGUCAGGAAGAAGGGCUGAGGGCGCUGUAUUCAGGGAUCGCCCCUGCCAUGUUGCGCCAGGCUUCCUAUGGAACCAUCAAGAUUGGCACUUACCAGAGCUUGAAGCGAUUAGCUGUGGAACGCCCGGAAGACGAAACCCUGCUGAUCAAUGUUGUGUGUGGAAUUCUGUCUGGAGUCAUAUCCUCAGCUAUUGCUAAUCCAACUGAUGUUUUGAAAAUCCGAAUGCAAGCACAGAACAGCGCUGUUCAAGGCGGAAUGAUAGGCAACUUCAUUAACAUAUACCAGCAGGAAGGGACCAGAGGACUGUGGAAGGGCGUGUCCCUCACGGCUCAGCGGGCUGCCAUUGUUGUCGGUGUGGAGCUACCAGUCUAUGAUAUCACCAAGAAGCACCUGAUACUCUCGGGCCUGAUGGGAGACACUGUCUUUACACAUUUUCUCUCAAGCUUCACCUGCGGUCUGGUGGGGGCUUUGGCCUCAAACCCUGUCGACGUUGUGAGAACCCGUAUGAUGAAUCAGAGAGUCCUUCGAGAUGGCGGGUGCUCUGGCUACAAGGGUACCUUGGAUUGCCUAUUGCAGACAUGGAAGAAUGAAGGUUUUUUUGCUCUAUAUAAAGGUUUUUGGCCAAAUUGGUUGCGCCUUGGUCCUUGGAAUAUCAUUUUCUUUUUGACAUAUGAGCAGCUGAAGAAACUGGACUUGUGACCAGUCCAUGCUACACAAGAUAUUCUUCUGAAAAGCCAACAUCCGCAACAGUAGAACCUCCUGUGCUUCUGGCUGCUUCUCACUGCACAGCUCAUCACAGCUUCUAGGAUGGGAGCGACGGGUGAAGAUUGGGUUCUUCAGAUUGUCAUGUUGGCACUGGAUGCUUUUCAUCUGUGUUCAGAAAUUAAACUAUAGCAUGUACUCACUA